This is a messenger RNA of Papilio xuthus (Asian swallowtail), 550 nucleotides long. RefSeq names its product cuticle protein LPCP-23. The record is from RefSeq and is a predicted model, not a curated record. Lineage: Eukaryota; Metazoa; Arthropoda; Insecta; Lepidoptera; Papilionidae. Bases 85 to 495 code for a protein of 136 amino acids. The transcript is spliced from 2 exons.
UGGCCGGUAUUUAUUAGAUAAUUCGGCCACUCCAAGUCGGACACAACUAUUCAUAACCAAACAAAUAAACAAACAACAAUCAACAUGCAGGGAUUCAUUGUCUUCACCGCUCUCUUGGCUUGCGCCGCUGCGGCCCCUGGCCUCCUCUUGGCACACGAGACCCCUGUCGUGGCCGCUGUCCACGCCGCUCCCGUAGUGCACGCCGCUGUUCCAUUGGUGGGCGCUAAGACCACCAUCACCAAGAGCAGCCAGGUCGUCAACCACGGAGCUGUGGUUGCCCCAGUCGUGGUCAAGACCGCCGUGCCCGUAGUGCAUGCCGCCCCAAUCGUCCAUGCCGUCCACACCCCAGUCGUCCACGCAGUCCACACUCCAGUAGUCCACGCUGUCCACACCCCAGUCGUCGUCAAGACCGCGCCCGCCGCAAUUGCGCACAGCAGCUCUAUCGUCCAUCAUGGUGCUGUUGUCAAAGCCGUCCCCCUAGUCGCUAUCCACUAAUUUGUACCAACCUACCCAUAUUUAUAUCCCCACGUUAUGUAAUAAAUCAAAUACC